AUUUUUGGGAGAUUUUUAGCUGUCUGUGUUGCAUGUAUCCUUCCAAACUCAGACGUCGAUCAAGGGUUUCAAAAUCACAUCCAUCACAAUUUUACUGGGGCAUCAACAUCUCCGACGAGGCACCCAAUUUCAACUCAUCACGUUGUGUAUGAGCUAAGGAUAUAUUCACUAGAGGAGGCCACAUUUGGCCUGAUUCUUGCAUCUCGGGCUAUCAGAGCUGCUCAUUGUUUGACCUCAAUAAAGUUUUCACCUACCUCUGAGCAUUUGUUGCUUGCUUAUGGUCGUCGGCAUAACUCGCUUCUUAAAAGCGUCGUGAUUGAUGGAGAUACAACUGUACCCAUAUACACGAUUCUGGAGAUCUAUAGAGUUUCUGAUAUGGAACUUGUGAGAGUACUUCCAAGUGCAGAAGAUGAGGUUAAUGUUGCUUGUUUCCAUCCUUUGGUUGGAGGUGGUCUUGUAUAUGGAACCAAGGAAGGAAAGCUGAGAACUCUUCAAUGUGAUGUAUCUCAUGUCUUUAAUAAUGAAGGAUCCUUUGUUCCAGAUGAUAACAUGUUGGAGGUUCCAACAUAUGCAUUAGAAGGUUGA
Messenger RNA from Striga asiatica, 585 nucleotides. Lineage: Eukaryota; Viridiplantae; Streptophyta; Magnoliopsida; Lamiales; Orobanchaceae. The record is from the annotation of a GenBank genome assembly.